CAGCUGUUGAACUGACAUUCCAGCAUGCUGAGCCAUGAUGAACACUUCUUCGACGUCUCAGAGGAUGAGGAAUCAGAGGAAUUCUUCUCUGGUGGCCUUUCGCAGGACGCAUCACCGGAAGCCCCGAGACGCAGCAACCUUCUAUGCCGAGCAGCGGAGAGAUUUCCAGUGCUCAACAACUUCAUGCAAGCGCUACACAAUUUCACGGGGGAUGAGGAGUCACUGCAGCGGGCGAGGAAAGUUAACCCCUUGCGGGGCUCUGGGCGUUUGGCGCGGGGCGCUGAACACGUGCCCUUCCUGAACAACGUGAUGCAGACGCUGCAUCGCGCCAGCGGCAAGCAGGAGGACCUUCGCCGCGCGCGGCGGAAGAACCCCCUGGGCGCCAACGGCUACAUCACCAAACUCGGGGAACAUAUCCCGGGCCUGGCGGACACCAUUUGCUGUAUCCACAAGUUCCGGGGCUUGGAUGCGGAGGCAGAAAGGGCCCGCGCCUUUUCUUUGCACCGCAUGGUGGGGCGCCAGGGCGCCAUCACUCAGCUGGCGCAGCUGCUGCCAGGCACCAAUUUGAUCGCGGCGCUGCUGGCAGAGGCGAAGGGGGACCGCAAGGAGGCGGUGAAGGCGCUGAAUCUUCUGGAGAGCUGGCGGGACGUGGCGGGUGCAGACGGGGCGCUGGCGCGGGUGGCAGAGCUGCUACCGGGGGUCGACAUCAUCUCCUUCGGGCUCAUGGUGAACCACGGGCAUUUCGCCCACGCUGUGCGGGCCGUUUGCAAAACGCGGUGGGUCGAGGUGACGGCACAGUCACUGUGCAUCACCCUGUCCACUGGAUGUGUGGAGGAUUGGGUGGUGAUAUCUGUCGACUCAGACAUGUGCCUACAACCUCGAGCCACCUCCCUGGCCGGAGGCCUGCUCGAUGUUUGUAUUCAUUUGCUCGACUUCGAUUACCAUGGCAACCGGAGAUGGGUGACGGCAGGACUGGAGGAGGAGCUGCCAUCCACCUGCACCAGGAAGAAGAGACGGGGUCUCAGGCGCGCCUUCGACAAUGUCAAGAUCAUGAAGGCCAAUCAGGCCCUUCAUGGUUUGUUGGACUACCUCUUUCUCUGCUCGCCUGCGCUGGUCGGCUAUCUUGUUGAGCUUACAAACUGGGCUGUCUAUGAUUGGAUACCAACCUCUGUUACGAGCAGACGUGUGCUGCAAGGGUUCUACAUCAUGUUGCCGCCAAUGGUGCUUGAGGCCCUGCCGACAAGUACCAGCACGGCAAUUUCGCGUGCAGUCCAGAAUUCCUUGCCGGGAGUCACGGUGACUCAUGGUCAGAUGCCCGUGAACCCCUCCAAUUUCAAGAUUCCGGAGCGCGAGAUGGAAAGCACACUGAUUGACUGGCUCCCCGAAGUGUGUACAGGCGCCAGUUGCCUUUCUCUCUCUUGCAUGGCGGCCGGGGUGCAGCACCUGUUGCCGGUCGCCUGCCUUUCCGGGUGCCUGGCCGGGGUGUCGCUGCUGCGGCGCCGGCUGCGCAGCAACUUGGCGCGGUGGCUUAACGAGUCCAACGAGGGCGCCUGGCAGUGGAUGGCGGCGCCCGUGCGCCCGCUGGCGGUGCAGAUCCACGAGAUCCAGGAAGCCGAGGAGCUGCCGCCCGGCGCCGUGCUGGACGUCGCAGGCUCGGAGACGGUGGUGGAGAACAUGUUCGAGCCCCAGGGCGUCACCUUCGCGUGGUCCAGGCGAACGGAAGCCAAAACACCCACUUAA
Messenger RNA from Effrenium voratum, 1740 nucleotides. The record is from the annotation of a GenBank genome assembly. NCBI's taxonomy places the organism in Eukaryota, Dinophyceae, Suessiales, Symbiodiniaceae.